CGUUCCUGCCCCGGCGCAGGGCGAGCGGCCGCUGGUGGCGCUGAGGCUCGGCGCGCUUCCGUCAUGGACUACCGGCGGCUGCUGAUGAGUCGGGUGGUUCCGGGGCAGUUUGACGACGCCGACUCCUCGGACAGUGAAAACAUUGACUUGAAGACUGUCAAAGAGGAAGGUGAUAUUCUGUUUGAAGACCUUCAGAAUAACGUGGAUGAGAAGAUGGGUGAAGGUGAGAUGGAAGGGGAGGAAGAGGAGGAUUAUGACGACGAUGAUGACUGGGACUACGAUGAUGGAUUUGGAAAACUGGUCAGGUGCUCAGCCUCAGGUGGAGGGAGUAACCUGCAGGCAAAUCGACAGACUCCCAGUUGCAAUUCAGCCAAAAUGUCUACUCCAUCAGACAAGGUCUUACGGAAAUUUGAGAAUAAAAUUAAUCUAGAAAAACUAAACGUUACUGAUUCUGUCAUAAACAAAGUCACGGGAAAGUUUAGACAAAAGGAAGCAGAUAUGUAUCGCAUCAAAGAUAAGUCGGACAGAGCAACUGUAGAACAGGUGUUGGAUCCCAGAACACGAAUGAUAUUGUUCAAGAUGUUGAUGAGAGGAAUCAUAUCAGAGAUCAAUGGCUGCAUUAGCACAGGAAAAGAAGCUAAUGUAUAUCACGCUCGCACAGCAAACGGAGAGAGCAGAGCAAUCAAAAUUUAUAAAACUUCUAUUUUGGUGUUCAAAGACCGGGAUAAGUAUGUCAGUGGGGAAUUCAGGUUUCGUCAUGGCUACUGUAAAGGCAACCCCAGAAAAAUGGUGAAAACGUGGGCAGAAAAGGAAAUGAGGAACUUAAUCAGGCUAAACACAGCAGAGAUCCCGUGCCCAGAACCUAUCCUGCUGCGAAGUCAUGUUCUCGUCAUGAGUUUCAUUGGCAAAGACGACAUGCCAGCGCCGCUCUUGAAAAACGUCCAGUUAUCAGAAUCCAAGGCUCGGGAGUUGUAUGCGCAGGUGAUCGAGUACAUGAGGAGAAUGUACCAGGACGCCAGGCUUGUGCACGCGGAUCUCAGUGAAUUCAACAUGCUGUACCAGGGCGGAGGCGUGUGCAUCAUUGACGUUUCUCAGUCCGUGGAGCAUGACCACCCGCACGCCUUGGAGUUCUUGAGGAAGGACUGCGCCAACGUCAACGGUUUCUUUCUGAAGCACGGGGUCGCCGUGAUGACUGUGCGAGAGCUCUUUGAAUUCGUCACGGAUCCAUCAGUUACACACGAGAACGUGGACGCGUAUCUGGCAAAGGCCAUGGAAAUAGCAUCUCAAAGGACCAAGGAGGAAAGGUCCAGCCAAGAUCAUGUGGAUGAAGAGGUGUUUAAGCGAGCUUACAUCCCUAGAACCUUGAAUGAAGUGAAGAACUAUGAGAGGGAUGUGGACAUAAUGAUGAAACUGAAGGAAGAGGACAUGGCCAUGAACGCCCAGCAGGACAACAUUCUAUACCAAACUGUCACGGGACUGAAGAAGGAUUUGUCAGGAGUUCAGAAGGUCCCUGCACUCCUAGAAAAUCAAAUUAAGGAAAGUCAAGUUAAGGAAAAGACUUGUUCUGAUUCAGAAGAUGCCAGAAGCUCUCAGUGUUCUGACACAGACUCUGAAGACCAGGGAGACAGCGCCUGCUCCAGAAAGCCCACCGCUGACCUUGAAGUUGAUAAAAAGGAAAGAAAAAAGAUGGUCAAGGAAGCCCAGAGAGAGAAAAGAAAAAACAAAGUUCCUAAACAUGUGAAAAAAAGAAAGGAGAAGACAGCCAAGACGAAAAGGGGCAAAUAGAACCAGAACUGUAUGAUAUACAGUGAUUUCCAUCACCUGCUCUCUGAGCUGCAUCUGGAGGAUGGGUUAUUGAUUUUAACUGAAUGGUUAUUACUGCAGUGUCCUCGUGGACGGAUUCACGUGUUUUCAUGUAAUUAUGUAAAAAGCUCUAAGCUCUAGUGUCUAGGUCUAGUCCCUAGCUCUUUAUGGUAUUGAUAGAGGAUUGUUUAAGCUACUAUUUUAAUGAAGAACUUUAUACAAUUUUACUUUUGUAUAUAUUUUCUCCUGCAGUUUGGUUUUUGAAGCAUCGUAACUGUUUAAAUGUAUUGAGCAGUUACGUAAAGGCACUUUGGACAAACUUGGGCAAAUUGUUUUUGCUUUGUUUGUAACGUGCCAAAGACCCAUCUGAAAUCAUUUGAUUAUAAGGCCAGGGUUUCUCUAAAAGGGGGUUUCACUGAUUUAGAGAAUUCAGUUGUUGAUAUAAUCGUUCAUCACAACUUUGUUCUAUGUGUAUUGAUGAUUAUUUACAAUAAGUUACUCUUCAUCUUUCAUAUUCUUUUUUGAGCUAGGACCUCCUAGUUUAUAAGCUAUUUCACAUUCAACUAUGAGGUCUGUUCAUUCAUUCAUCAAAUAUUUGAGUAUUUUAGGUGCGAGGGAUACAGCAGUAAAUCAAAAGCAAUUUCCAUAGAUAAACCUAGUUUCCCUUAAACCGAAGCUUGCACCUGCUUGUUUGAGAGUCAGUGGGUUAUUGAGGGAGGGGCGGGCCUACUGGAUAAAGCAGACAAAAGUUACUACCUUCAGCUGGUUUGCGUUUUAAUAGGAAGACGAGGCAUUAAACAAAAUAAGUAAAAAAUAGUCUAUCAGCAGGUAAUAUAUUCCGGGGGAGGGGAAGAAGUAAUGUAGAGAAGAGAAUGCCUGGGGCGAUGGGAGAGUGCAGGUUUAAAACAGGCCACGCUGAGAGGCCAUAUUUGGGCAAAUACUUGAAGGAUGUGAGUCAUGUGCAUAUCGGGAGAGAAGAGCAUUCCAGGCAAAGCAAACAGCAAGUGCAAAGGCCCCGAGGCAGAAGUGUGUCUGAAAUGUUCCAGAAACAGGGAGCUAGAGCAUCAUAACCAGGGGGGGAAGUAGCAGCUUAGAUCAGGUGGUGGUAUGUGCCUGGAAGGUUUUGAGCAGAGGAAUGGUGUAAUCUGACUUCUGUUUUGAAAGGGUCGCGAUCCCUUUGGCUUCCAGGGAAAAUGGACUAGGAGAUGGGUGGGGAUGGGCAGGCAGCUGGGUGUGUACCGUGGUAACCCACACAACAGGUGACGGAGGCUCGGUCCAGGAUGGUAGCAGUAGACAUGGAGAGAAGCGGUUGGAUUCUAGGUAAAGCAGACACGGUGAACUGGAUGUGCCGUGAGAAAUGCCGAUUUUAGUCCUUGAAUCAAAGGCAAUUUCCAUAGAUAAACCUAGUUUCCCUUAAACUGAAGCUUGCACCUGCUUGUUUGAGAAUCUGUGGGUUAUUGAAGGGGUGGCGGGGUCAAUUGAGCUUUUAAAGUUUUAAGUCAAAUUUAUUACGUUCAUAAUAGCCUCUCUUCCUGACUUGAAACAAGUUCAAAAUAUGAAGUAUAAUUUCAGUGAAACACAAUUGUAUGUCCUGUAAAAUAUUCUACAGUUAACACAACCAAAGAGAAAACGAAAAAGGAGGCUGAGCCAUCCAGUACACCCUGGGGGAUUCAUCUUCAGGACCCCCCGGUUCUCUCAUGGGUUGAGUCUUACCUCCAGCCAGGCGUGUUUGAAUCAGGUGGUCGGGCUCCGCAGUGCCAUCUUUGGUGAAUCGAAUGCAAUCACUAGGCUUAGAUUCAGUUUCUCUGGGCAAAAGUGGUGUCGGUAGGACGGACACUCAUUACCUGCUGCCGGAAGUGGCUUGUGACGUGCCGGGAUUUGGGACUGUGGGGGAUUCUGAUUUGAGGAGCCUUUUUCUGGCAGCUUGCUCAUGUGGCUGUUUCCCCAUCUGGAUUCUGGGCUGUAGCUGUGGCUGAGUGGGAACCACUGGUAGCAUUCUUGCCAACCUGGUCUGAAACCGUUUCCCUUGUUUGUUUUUUGCCAGGAGGUCUGGAGGAAGGAGCCUCUUUGUAGGCAAACUUAACAGGGCUACUUUCUGGCUUUAACUGCAAUAGAAUUUUGAGCACUUGACAGGUUUUAGUGUCCCUGGAUUAUUGGUUGUGCAGUGACUUUCCAUUUGGAGAGAUGAGCUUUGGGGUCUCUUGAUCCAAAGGCUGGGACAUCAUUUUGUCGGUUGUUGAUGUAUCUGGUUUUCUGUCCUAUUUUGUUGAUUUUCUAAUCCCUUCAAAAAUGCAGGUGUUUCUGAAAGUUUACUGUGAGGAAUCUGGUUGAUUUCGUUGAAGCACAAAAUCACAGCUAUUUCCUCUGCGGCUCUACUUAUUCUUCCUUUGAUGAAGCAGUUUAGGAACAGAACUUUGCCUGGCCCAGGAGCUCCAGCAUUUGAGCCUGGCCUUGGAGUGAAGAGGGGCACAGUGGCAGCUGGCUGCCUAGGUCUGAUCAAAUGCGAAUCCACGUUUGGGGCUGACAUCACUUUUUCUUUAGCUUUCUCUGCUCCUUGAUGAAGAUGGACUCAAUCGGUUGAAGAACUUUGUAGUUUGGUACUAAGACUUGUUGGAGAAGAGCUCUCAUUUUCAUGGGUUUCUGCUGAAUUCUGUGCAAGCAGCUUGUUUCUUGGUUGCAGGCCUAUCCUGUUUUGUGGCUAUGAUUUCAUUCACCUUUUGGCUCAAAAUGAAGAGAUGAAGAUGUUCUUCUAGAAGCUGGUAAAAAUUCACUUGAAGGACAUCUCAAACGUCAUGGGCUCUGAAUGUUGACAUUUCUAAAAAUCCUUUUGGUUUUCAAGAGCUUGACAGAUUUUCUAAUUUUUAGUUGUUUAUACACAUAUAAGUAAAGACCAGGAACAUUCAUUCAGAGCUUGACUUUGACUUCUGGGGUUUACUUUUUGAUGAUGAAAGGGUCGCAUGAAUCAGCAGGUAUGGUCUGCUGGUAUGGUCAAGGUAUGUAUGGUCUCCUGUGAAGAUUUCCUGUGACCACAUCAAAUGGCUAAGAUUUUCAACCUUUGGUGAUCAUAAAACAAGAGCUCUCCAUGUUCUGUCUCUUGAAUUGGAUUAGGUUAUUACAUUCCUAAUCCAUUUUGGUUGGAGUUCUGUUUUGUUUUGUUUGUUUGUUUUGCAGUACACGGGCCUCUCACUGUUGCGGCCUCUCCCGUUGCGGAGCACAGGCUCCGGACGCGCAGGCUCAGCGGCCAUGGCUUACGGGCCCAGCCGCUCCGCGGCACGUGGGAUCCUCCCGGACCGGGGCACGAACCCGCGUCCCCUGCAUCGGCAGGUGGACUCUCAACCACUGCGCCACCAGGGAAGCCCUUGGUUGGAGUUUUUAACUUCCAUAUCCUUUGGGUUUGUGUUACCUUGGACAUCAGGGCUUUUAUUAGUGCUCCAGGGGAAAUUAUAGUGUUGUGUCUGAAAUCAUUUAAGCUAGUUUCCGAAGGAAAAGGUAUCUUUCUUGGGUCUGUGUUCUCCAGAGAUCUUAGUCACGGUUGGUGGUGCUGUGGGAACCUCUGGGCUUGAACUUAGAGAAUGAAGACUUGAACUCACGGAAUUUUUGCUUUUUGGCUUUCCUUCAUUUUCUGUGUCACUCCACAUCCUGCUUUGACUGCUGGCAGGCCGCGGUCGUGAGGAGGUGGCCCUCAUACCGCCUGGAAUAGCCACACACCCACAAAAUCCUUUCUCUCUCCUUUUUUCCCAGAAUGGCAAGGGCAUCAUCUGUGUGUGAGCACAGCUAUUUCUAGCUCUCUGAGAGCUUUCUACCCCUCUUAUCAACGCACCUUAAUAAUUUUAAGGCCGAGCAACUUAAUCAUCUCGGGGUGAAAUUUUAACCUUUACACAUUUUCUGCAUAGCUGCCUUGGAGUCCUAAGCUUGUCAGUGAAAAAGUGGUGGGUCCUUGGGGUCCCAGUGCAGCAGCUGGAGAGGCGGGCAGGCAGAGGAUGGGCUGUUUAAAGUACACAUGGGGGUUGCCCUUGAGGGUAGCAUCUGCACUACAGCCGUGGGCGUGAGUGGCUGCAUAGGGGAGCAUCAGAGGUUUAGGUCAAGGAACUGAGGCCAGGGUUUUGGAAGGACCAUCUGUGUUAGGACAGGGCCUAGUUUUAGAGUGUCAGUGAGUGACAUGCCUGAAUCUUCAGUGGGCUGGGAGAGAGGUGACGCGGACGCCUGUAAUGUAGUGGGGAGGUGAGUGGUGUCGGACGACGUCAGUGCCCUCCGGAGAGCCAGGGUUUAAGUGGGGCAAGGAGAGGGGAACCCUCAGAGAAGACGUUGAGGAUGCGAGGCUUCUUGCUGGUGUCUGACCCCACGUGGGUUCCAGACGGCACUGGGGGGAGUGUUUCAGGAUGGAGAAGAGUAGGAAAAGCCCCGUUGUGGGGUUGGAUGCUUCUGGAUCUGAGGACCUGACCCUGUUAAGUAGGCAAAUGCCACAAGCACGUGGAGAUAAAGAGCAGUGCCUGCCUCGUGGAGUUACUGUGAAGGACACAGGAGAGCUACGGGGAGCUUGGCAAGGGCUGGAUCAGGCUGGUGAACCUGGACUCCGUCAUUCAAGAUGGAACAGUCCGACCCCUUGGUGUUCCUGCAGUGAUGUGAAAAGAAGUUCACAGAACCUAGAAGGUAUCUUGCCUCCCCCCAGAAACGUUGAACCUCAACCCAUGUCGCCGCCAGCUGUAAUCAGCAGUUUACAAAGUAUACAGCUCACAGGAACAGGAUAAAUGAUGCUGGGAGGAUAUAGUCAACCGAAUUCAGAAUAAGGGGGAAAAAAAGAAGAGGGAGAGCUAUGAUAAAGAGGUCUAAGAGACAUAUUUCCCAAUGCUGUGGAUUUCACUUGGACCCUGAUUAGAUCAAACCCACUGUAAAAAGAUGGACUGUUUGGGGCUUUCUUUUUAGACAAAUAGGGAAAACUAAAAAUGGAGGAGGUGUUAGAUGGUAGUAAGGGAUUGUUCAUUUUACUGGAUGUGAUAGUGGUGUUGUAUUUAAAAGUGGUUCUCUCAGAGUAUGGACUGAAGUCUUUAUGGGUGAGAUGGGUAGAAAGCCUGCGACUGUUUCAAAAUUCUCCAUCCUUGACCGACUCCUAAAGGAAAGUGGUGGAUGAAGCAGAAAUAGCAGGAGGUCAGUAGUUGCUAAAGCAGAGGAAUGGGUGUGUAGGGAUUUAUUAUACUCCUCUCUCUCUGUAACAAUUUCUGUAAGGAAAAAAGGUGUUUUUUUUUUUUUUUUACUGAGUCAAAGUAAAUAUAUUAAGUACUUAAAACAGGGCUUGUCACAUAGUAGUUCUGUAUUACACAAGUAUCUAUAUUUUUAUUUUACUCGUUAUUCUUUUAAACUUUUUUUUUUUUUUUUUUGCGGUACGCGGGCCUCUCACUCCUGCGGCCUCUCCCGUUGCGGGGCACAGGCUCCGGACGCGCAGGCUCAGCGGCCAUGGCUCACGGGCCCAGCCACUCCGCGGCAUGUGGGAUCCUCCCGGACCGGGGCACGAACCCGCGCCCCCUGCAUCGGCAGGCGGACUUUCAACCACUGCGCCACCAGGGAAGCCCAUUAUUCUUAAGUAACUUUUUUUGCCCAGGCAUCAAGGUUUAAUCAUCUGGGCCAAAGAAGUAGGUCUAGGUAGAACUGUGAUGGCUUCUGGUACUGGCCCAGCUCGGCAAUGUCACUUGAAAUGUCACUUGAAUGUGAAGGCAGUUUGAGAACUUGUAUAUUGAACAAAUGCUGACAGAAGUUUUAGUGCUGCCAAGCCUGACCCUUGUUUUAACAUAUGUCACCUUCUCAGUGACCUGUCCUAACCACUCUGUCUGGAUUUGCAGUCUGCCCCCUUAACUAAGGCCCCUACACACCUUAUUACCUUUGCUUUGCAUAGUUUUUCUAAAGCUCCUCUAACUAACUUACAGGUAGACCUCGUUUUAUUGCGCUUCACAGGUAAUUGCGGUUUUUACAAAUUGAAGGUCUGUGGCAACCCUCUGUUGAUCACGUCUGUCUGGGCCAUUUUUCCAACAGCAUUUGCUCACUUUGUGACUCUGUGUUACAUAUUUUGAUAGUUCUCAAAAUCUUUGAAACCCUCCACCAGCAAAAAGAUUACAUCUCGCUGACAACUCAGAUGAUGGUUAACUUCUUUUAGCAAUAAAGGAUUGUUUAAUCACUUUUUUUAGCCACAAUGCUAUUGCACACUUAUAGACUACAGUCUAGUGUAAACAUCACUUUUUUAUGCACUGGGAAACCAAAAAAUCCAUGUGACUUGCUUUAUUGCGCUACUCGCUUUAUUUGGUGGUCUGUAGCCAAGCCCACGGUAUGUCCCAGCUCUGCCUGUACUUACAUGCUGAGUUUUCUCAUAUGUAUUGUGUGUCUUCCCUCACCUCCCAACCUCUUCCUAGAAUGUAAGCUCCACAGGGGCAGGGAUUUUUAUCUUUGUUCAGUCUUGUAUCCCAACACCUAGAAUUGUGUCUAAAAUACCGUAAAUGCUCAAUAAAUAUUUAAGGGAAUAAUACGUUGUGUUUCUUAAAGGUGGAGCUGUGACAUCAAUUGGAUACACACACCACCACCCCCCCAUGAUGAUAAAAAUGAAGACUAGGGGUUGAUGUGCAUUGACUUGUGCCCUCUAGCCCUCCCUUCAGUGACCAGGGGCGCCCACUGUAAGGUGACCGAUCUACUCCUGGGGGCUACAGCGCUGCCUCUGCACAGCCUUCUGUCCUCAGACCCUCGGCAUCAGCACAGCUCUCCAGCCAGUGGAACGGGUGCAUUUUAAACUGGAUUGUUGUUUUGACUUUGACCACAUGAGACCAUUUGACUGUUAUCCAAGGUGCUUGGGCAACAGUGCAUUGACUGAUGAGUUAUUCAAUCCCAAAUCACCAUAAUGUAGGAGAAUGGGAGACCUGAUAGAAGCCUAGCCUUAUAGUCACGCAUUUUCCCAACUCUUCCCAAAUAUGGACUGAAAGUUCUGAAAACAAGUUGAUCUUAAGAGAUGGUUCUGGUGGUGGUCUGUGAGAACUGUUCCAGAUACAGAUUUUUUUUUUUUUUUUUUUUUUUUGCGGUACGCGGGCCUCUCUGUCGUGGCCUCUCCCGUUGUGGAGCACAGGCUCCGGACGCGCAGGCUCAGCGGCCAUGGCUCACGGGCCCAGCCGCUCCGCGGCAUGUGGGAUCCUCCCGGACCGGGGCACGAACCCGCGUCCCCUGCAUCGGCAGGCGGACUCUCAACCACUGCGCCACCAGGGAAGCCCCAACAGAUGUAUUUUUGAUGUAUUUGUGGGGGGAGGUGGGCUCCACUUCCUACUCCACCAUCUUGACCUCCUCCUCAAGGGAUGGUUCUGAGUUUGAACUAGGCCUCUGCUUCCUUGAGAAGCUGACCAACUCCCACAGUGAAGCACAAUCAACAGGGCAUGAAACAGGACCCCAGCCCCAGGGGUGGGCAUGAUUGUCAGUAGGUGCUUGGUCUGGCCCAACGUGGUUUUUCAGUAAAUGAUACCAAUAUUGGCGGUGAUGUUGGGAGCCUCCCUCCUGCUGCCGGGCACAUGAGCGUGGUCAAGGCUAGCCGGGGCAAGUUGCAGGAAUGGAUAAGGCACCUGCCGUUGGGGGAGGAUUUCUCGUCUGUGGAUUGCGGGAAUUGGACCAGAUAGCCAUCAAAUUUCUCCUUUACAAUUCUAUUAUUUUAAAAUGCAUAGCAUGGACUUCCCUGGUGGCUCAGUGGUUAAGAAUCCUCCUGCCAAUGCAGGAGACAUGGGUUCGAGCCCUGGUCCAGGAGGAUCCCACAUGCCACAGAGCAACUAAGCCCGUGUGCCCAACUGCUGAGCCUGUGCUCUGGAGCCCACGAGCCACAACUACUGAGCCUGUAUACCACAACUACUGAAGCCCGCGUGCCUGGAGCCCAUGCUCUGCAAUGGGAGAAGCCACUGCAAUGAGAAGCCCGCGCACCACAACGAAAAGUAGCCCCCGCUCACCACAACUAGAGAAAAGCCCACGCGCAGCAACGAAGACCCAAUGCAGCCAAAAAUAAGUAUUAAAAAAAAAAAAAAAAACGUGUAGCACAGAUGACUCUUAUUGAAAGAAGUUGCCAAUAGGUAUUUUGGGGACUUCCCUGGCCAUCCAGUGGUUGGGACUCAGCACUUUCUCUGCCAGGGCCCGGGUUUAAUCCCUGGUCGGGGAGCUAACAUCCCGCAAGCUGCGAGGCAUGGCAUGAAAAAAUGAAAAAAAACUUUCAGAGAGAAGGAAAGGGGUCUCAGAUGAAAGCUUGAAGAGGAAUACAGAAUGAAAAAUAAAGAAAGCACGUGUGAGGGCAAAUAAAUAACAGCCAUUGAUUGUUAAAAAAAAAAAAAGAAAAAUUGUGUUUUACCGGAGUCCUGGGUAUUGCUAAACAAAGUGCUGUGGUUUUAUCAGGAUGCCCAAAGGCCUCAAAUUUCGUGCUCAAAGAAGUUUUUCUCAUGGAUUCUGCACAUUGUGUGUUAUCUAUUUCUGAUUAUGAUUUCUGGCUUUAUAUAAAAUUAAUAAAGCAACUGACAGAGUGAAAAAAAAA
Molecule: messenger RNA, 10333 nt
Organism: Orcinus orca (killer whale)
Lineage: Eukaryota; Metazoa; Chordata; Mammalia; Artiodactyla; Delphinidae
Gene: RIOK1
Product: RIO kinase 1
Exons: 17
Coding region: 64-1785 (573 amino acids)
Biological process (GO): maturation of SSU-rRNA
Cellular component (GO): preribosome, small subunit precursor; cytosol
Molecular function (GO): ATP binding; protein serine/threonine kinase activity
Source: RefSeq, a predicted model, not a curated record